Messenger RNA from Betta splendens (Siamese fighting fish), 3167 nucleotides. RefSeq names its product nuclear receptor binding factor 2b (gene nrbf2b). The transcript is spliced from 4 exons. Lineage: Eukaryota; Metazoa; Chordata; Actinopteri; Anabantiformes; Osphronemidae. Bases 190 to 1110 code for a protein of 306 amino acids. The record is from RefSeq and is a predicted model, not a curated record. Gene Ontology annotation, biological process: autophagy.
AGUUUUGACAAACAUGAAAUUUGUAAAGCUUUAAUUUUGAAAGCAUAGGUGUUUAGUUUCCGGUAGCUUAGAGCAGCAAACGUACUGACGUCACGGCGUGUUGACGCAGCCUUGGCUGUGGAAGCGAAUGCGCUUCCCUGACGCUAAUUUUCUUACAGUUAUGUUUCCAGAUUUUUAACCGCAGAGCAAAUGACAAUCCGCGAAGAACAGAGGCGCAUUUCGUGUAGUAUAAACCAUCGACGAAUCGACUCCAUGGAGGUGGUAGACAGCCCGCUGAACCUCGCUCAUCAGCAGUGCAGGAAGGCAGAACGUUUGCUGGCAGCUGGAAAAUAUGAAGAGGCCAUCUCAUGCCAUGGGAAAGCUGCAGAUCUUUUGACAGAUGCAAUGAAGAACACAGAAUGUGAGCAGGCCCGUCUGUCCAUGGAGCUGCAGAGGGACAGUCACAUCAAACACCAAAGGCUCAUUCAAGAGCGCUGGAAGAGAGAAGUUCGUCGCGAGACAAGGACCCAACCAGCUCCGGUGCCGUCCUCUACUGUCCCACCACUUCUUACCCACACCCGGCCCACGGGCCAGCUCCAGCCCCACGGCCCCCCGCCUGCAGCGAGUGCAGGAAUCGCGGAGAGAGAGUAUGACACCUUACUCUUCCAGCUUCAGACUCGUCAGACUGGAGGCUGCCAGCCCUUGGCUCCACCAUGUCCCGGAUCCAAGACCACCAAAGAUGACAAAACCCGCCUGGAAGAGCAGCAGACUACCAUUGAGGACCUGCGGCGCCUAGUCGACCAGCUGCUGGACGACAAUCAGCGGCUGAUGGCCGAGAACAGUCAGCUGCGAUUGGAGAACGCCCGGUUGCGCUCCGAGGCUGCCGAAGCAGCAGACUUUGUGGAGCGCUCCGAGCUCUGGGUCCUGCCUCACGCAGGUGGCAGCAUGGGGACCGGGAGUGGGCAGGAGAGGAGGAGCACAGGGAAGGGGAAGGAGAUCGCAAUCCCCCAGCUGCCACCCCUGGAGAUGCCGGCUCAGGAAGACCUGUGUCUGGAUGAUCUGCCUCCUCUCGAGCUGCCGGAGGACAUUAAGAAUGAACUACGGGAGCUGCUAGACAGGGAAAAACUGUAAUCUGACAGAUGCUCACUCACUCACAUCUCUGACAAGCAUAUGCAGACCAACCAUAAUGGCUUUGAGUUUAGAUGCCAGAGUUUGUGGUCCUUACAGGAUCCCUUUGGUCAGAUUUCCGCUCAGGAUAAAGGUGGAACCUGUGCAUGAUCACCACAUUCUAUCAGUCUCCUCCAGGUCUGAGAAGACAUCUGAUCAGGCAGAUGAAAUAAUACCACUAAUCCAGUCUAAUUACAUUACAAAGGAAACAUAUAAUAGAAUAAGAAAAAAUAAUUUUUGAUUGACACGGCUGGUUCUGUACAAAAGCAGCAAUAUUGAGACACACAUAGUUUGCCAGGUUUGCUUCUACACUUGCCUGCUAAUAGUUUUCUACAACGCUUGGGGUCAUGCAAAGAAACAUUGGAUGAAUGGAGAAAAAAAAAACAAGGAACCAAAUUCUAUGGUGUGAAUGCAGCUGCAGUGCAUUUCUAGGGGCAUUGUGAAUUUCACUGUAUUAUCAUGCAGUGGUCAAGCAUCAUGCACACACUGUCACACCCCCCAGGCGUUUGUACAAACUUUCGAAUUUGUUUCCUUACUGGAACAACAAUAAUGGACAGUUAUGCUGCAUUCACGGCCUAUGCAGAAUAUGGGAAAAUCACCUUUUCAACGCUGAAAUAGUAUUUAUUUUAGUGUUCGGCCGUUGAAGCCUAUAAGUAGCAUCAGAAUGCAACAUACUGCAGACAGAGCAUCAGUGUUUAUCAGCGUGUUUCAUGGAUGAUCACAGCUGUAUUCAUUAGGUGGUGACAGUUUUGUUUAUGUUUGAUUUGUUUCAAUAUAUUUAUCAUUGUGUGUUUAAUGUAGCUACUGGGGUCAUACAUUUAAUUCUAUGAAUAAGUGUCAGGCUGUUUUUAAUGAUGAAUCCCAUAGGACGUGAAUGCAGCAUGAGCAUCAUAGAGCUAAAGGGAGUCGCGUCUCAUUCAAAAUGGAUAACUGGAAUAUUGAAUGAGAGCUUCAACUGCCGGCUGGCCGGCCAGCGUUGGUCACUGUAGCCAAUACCACUUCAACAGCUCUUCAGGGCUCUGUUUUUUUCUCCACAAACCCAGCCCGUGCCUUGGAUAAUUUCUCAUGUUGUGGUGGCAGUCGCUUCUAUGGAUCAUUGGAUGGGCAGAUGAACAUUCUCACCUGCUUGCAGUGCUUUUCUCCCUCUACGUUCCACAUCUGUAUCAGUGACGUUGUUGGUCAGAUCAGACACCCAGUGCCCUGUUUCUCGGGCAGAAACCAGUACCGUGGCAAGCGUGUUUCCACUGUGGCUGCACUUGCUAAUGUUGUGUGGUGGGAGAUGAAACGUUACACAUCUACUGCAUGAUUCAGUGACAAACCUCCAACUCCACAAACGCUGCUCCCCACCUGGUUCUAGUACGGCUUGCCUCAGCAUUCAACCCAUGUUGAAAAAUGGCAGAAAAACUUGCACUCAAUGAUCAGAACAGUCAUUUUGUAAUUUGAGUACCAAGCAGUGAAGUGUGUUUAGAUGCUUUUGAAAUUAGCAUCCAUCUUUCUUUCUAUCUAUCCAGUUCUAUUCUCUCUAAUGAUGUGUGUCCUUAUGUGAUUGAGAUUUUUUUGUUCUAUCAUCUGAAAGACAUUUCCGUCUGAGAUUUGUGCGUUAUUUGCCAUGUCUGUUGUGUGUAUGAGUGUAAGCUGACUAGGGUGUGAAUAAUUCAGAGGACAGUUCAGGCACCCACCCGCUGUUAUCAUUACCUGAGUUUUGACUGUUUCCUGUUGGUACCCGCUGACUACUAAGCAGGAAUAAAAUACUUGGCCUUACAUUCAAAGUACUCUGUCUUGUACACAUGUAGUCAGGUCUCCGCUUAUUCAAGCAGUGCUACAAUUGAGUUGCCACCACAGUGAAGUACAACAACCCACUGACAGAUGUUGGGUUUACCCGCUGAUGUGACUUGUGUAGAAUGUCAUGAGCAUGAAUUUUAAAGCAUUACCUAAAUGUGAGCAGGUAAAACAGGUCUUCAAAGGUCUUUUCAGAAACUAUCAAUAAAUAAAUAAAGCAACCAGUUACUUCAGCAUCUGUA